Molecule: messenger RNA, 1617 nt
Organism: Aspergillus nomiae NRRL 13137
Lineage: Eukaryota; Fungi; Ascomycota; Eurotiomycetes; Eurotiales; Aspergillaceae
Exons: 7
Coding region: 1-1617 (538 amino acids)
Biological process (GO): transmembrane transport
Molecular function (GO): transmembrane transporter activity
Source: RefSeq, a predicted model, not a curated record
AUGCCAGCAAAUGCUACGGAGAUCCUACCGCCGCUUCUCCCCAUCUCGCCUGAGGAUCAUGGAGGGUGGGUGAUCACCGUGAGUGCCAUUUUAUUGAUUGUCGCGGCUUUGGCGACCACUGUGACGCUUAUCUCGCGGGUGAGAAUCCUUCACUCACUCACUUGGAGUGAUAUAUUCCUCAUUGCGGCAAUGAUAGUUUUCAUUCCUCAAACCACCUGUGCGAAUAUUGCUAGUUCGAACGGUAUCGGUAAGCACAGAAAGACUUUGAGCGAUGCGAUGUUUGAAUCUUAUAGCAAUUUUCUCUACGCAAGUCAGAUCCUCUCUGUCGUCGUGUUAGCUUGCUCCAAAGCCUCCGUUGCACUCCUCCUGAUCUCCAUAAAGCCGUUUAGUGUAGUCCUUCUCGCGUGUAAGAUGCUUCUAGGGUUGAUUGGAGCCUGGACCAUUGCCUUUACAAUCGCUCUAGCAGUUGAAUGUGCGCAACCCCAGGUGUGGGACCUCAAUCUCGGCAGACACAUGAACCAAGAAGCACUUUACACGGGUCUGGCUAUGUCGCAGUGGAAGUGCUUCCAAAUCUGCGCUCUCUUUGGACUACGCGUCCUGGUGCCCGUCCUGACUAUACCAUAUAUCAUGUCGCUUCGCCCUGUUUUCCACUCAACGCCCCUGGACCAAUCGUGGCAUAUCCUCAUGCCGACAAUAUGGCUACAAUUGAUACAAAGUGCCUCUAUCCUUUGCACAUGUAUCCCGAGCCUCAAGCGGGCGCUCGCCGAACUACAAACCGGGAUGAUGGCUGGUACUGUUUCGGAAUUUUUCGAACUUUCAGUCUCUGGGGCACAUAGCACGAUAGAGGGUUCUACGUCAAAAUCAGGAAGACAGAGCGCGAAUGCGACCGGGCAUUCCGGACUAAACUCAGGGAACUUGAAAGGCCUACGUCAUGGGAAUCACAACAGGAUGAUAGAACCGAGUGAGAGCAUGCAAGAUCUUAGAGAGAGCGCUACAGUACAGACCAGUGAGUAUGAUAUGCGGUGGGAGCUAGAAAAGAAUCCAGAAACUACUGGACCAGGGAAUCUCGCCCCUUUGAUCCCUCCCACCGAUCCGAAUCUGGUGACUUGGGACGGCCCAGAUGACCCUCAAAACCCUAAAAACUGGCCUGCGAGAAGGAAAUGGAUGGUAUUUGUCCCAAUGUCACUCUAUAAUCUGUUGAGCUCCAUGUCCUCUGCUACGGUUGCCCCGGCAUUGAGCGCCAUUCACGAAGACCUCGGCUUUCCCUCUACCACGCUGCUUAUCCUGAGUCUAUCGGUCUUCUUUCUCGGCAGUGCGAUCGUACCACUCUUCACGGCACCAAUCUCGGAGAUGAUCGGAAGAGUAUCAGUUUUACUCACAAUGAACGUAAUUUAUAUCGUGUUUAAUACGGCGUGUGGUGCUGCCAAAUCGCCAACCCAGUUGAUUAUCUUUCGCUUUCUAUCUGGCUUGGGCGCCGCUGGCCCUUACGGUAUCGGAAGCGGAAUGAACAGCGACCUCUUCGACGCCCACGAACGAGGCAAAGCCAUUGCAGUAUUCACCCUGGCACCUCUCGUCGGAACAGCCAUCGGCCCCAUCACAGGCGGCUUCGUCGUCUAA